Hymenoscyphus albidus is the source of this 1479-nucleotide messenger RNA. NCBI's taxonomy places the organism in Eukaryota, Fungi, Ascomycota, Leotiomycetes, Helotiales, Helotiaceae. The record is from the annotation of a GenBank genome assembly.
AUGUCUCCUCCGCAUUUAAGAUUCAGUCAGCUUUCUAUUGCUUCCAAGAUGCAGACGUCCCCAAGCUCCCGCCGCGAGCAAUCGAGCGGACAAGGAAUCUCACAUAAUACACCAACUCCAACUUCAAAUCGCAACUCAGCCAGACCUUCACCCAGCCAAUCUUCAUUCCAAGAAGAGGAAGACGAUUCCAAUGUGGAAGAAGAGACGGACGAGUCCGAAGACGAGGAGGAUGAAGAUACACAGGCAUCCGGGAACCAUCAACUCUUCGCCCUCGACCAUUGCCGGCAGCAUGAACAAACCUUUGCUUUUCAAAUCGCCUCUGCGGAUGUCAAAACAUACAGUAUCCGUAUCAACACACAAGCAUCUGCCGGGCCAGUUUGCUCUUGUGAAGAAGAGGAAACCUGUCAGCAUAUACUUUGGUUACUCGAACAAUUAAAGGAUGGCAUAGAGCCAGACAUCGACCCAAAUCUUAGCCCCCAGGAACGAUUGCAUAGAACUGGUCUUGACAACAUCUGCCACACACUGCGCUGGGAGUUGAGGGAAUUUCAUGACGAUGGGCCAGCGGAGAAUGAAUAUCAGUUGGUGAAGAUGCUCGAUGCAAACUCCAGUUCCUCUGCCAGCGUCGUCCCCCCACCAAGCCAAGGCACAAGGCAACGAUUGGAGCUGAGAUUGUUUGAUGUUCGGGAUAUUAUGGCAACCCUAUCACAUCAUGAAGUGGUAGAGACCUAUAGACCAGACAUUUUUGACAAUGGUGGCCGUGGUACACUGGAUUAUACCGUGGUGCCUCGAGAUCUGGAAGCAUCCUUGGCGCGAAUUCUCGUACACAAUGACCGGAUUUUCCAUCAAUUCAAAUCCUUUGUACCUCCGAAUGUCCGUGCGGAAGAAUACUUUCUCAUGAUGGUCUACAAAGCAAAAUUCACCUGUGAGCAAUUAGAUCAUUACGCUGCUCACGGCCCCGAAUCUAUAGGUCAAAUUCACGAUGUCAUCUGGUGCGGAAAACAAUUAGCUGAGAUUAUCGAAUCCAUCCACAAAAACAUUGGGCAAAGGGAGCUCUCCGCCCAGUCCCGUGAAGUAGCUGCCAAAGCCUUGAUUGACAUCUUGCAAUUCGUUAUCCAGAAGAAUACCGAAGUCUAUUCUGAACCAAUGAACUGGGCAAGGCGACGACCUCAUGGAGAGCGAAACAUUGAUCGCAAUCUUUACAUGCGCUUGAUUGGAACCGCAUCUCCAGAUAAUCCUGCCAAAGGGACUUUUGUGCUCAAUGCCCUACAGGCAUUACCGGAAGCUGUUCGUUUCGUUGAUGAAUUAGAAGAGAUUCUGGGGCUCUUGACAGUCGAACCAGGGUACAGGCCACCUCCGCUCUACACGAACAAAUUACGCGAUAUCAUCUUUCGCCUGAAGCGAAGAAACAGUCCUGGCGCGUCCUCUUCGGGAAAGAGACCAGCUAGCAGCAUGGACCGUCAAGCUAAACGAAUGAAGUGA